Messenger RNA from Esox lucius (northern pike), 2082 nucleotides. RefSeq names its product H-2 class II histocompatibility antigen, A-U alpha chain. Gene Ontology annotation, molecular function: MHC class II protein complex binding. The record is from RefSeq and is a predicted model, not a curated record. Lineage: Eukaryota; Metazoa; Chordata; Actinopteri; Esociformes; Esocidae. The coding region runs from base 52 to 789 and encodes 245 amino acids. The transcript has 4 exons. Gene Ontology annotation, cellular component: MHC class II protein complex. Gene Ontology annotation, biological process: antigen processing and presentation of exogenous peptide antigen via MHC class II; peptide antigen assembly with MHC class II protein complex; immunoglobulin production involved in immunoglobulin-mediated immune response.
CAAAACUUCCCCUCAGAGAAAAUUCUGUUCACUGCAUUCUCACACACUCGGAUGAGCUUCAAGAUGAACUAUUUUGUGAUUUUACUUAUCAUUUGUGCAUCCACAGAAAUUCAUCAUGAAAUUCACUUUAUUUAUGGAUGCUUUGAGUCAGGUGAUCCUGAGGUGGGGAUGAUGGUUGAUGGAGAUGAAGUCUUCUAUGGUUUUUUCAAUAGCAAUGUGGUAGAUGUGGUGUGGACUUUACCUAAAUACCCACCUAUUAAAAUGAAUCAAAUUCAAAAGUUAUUGGCCCUUGAAUAUGUAACCAAUAGUGAACCUUGGUGCAAAGAAAACUUAGCAUGGGGCCAAAUGGCACAACCCAAAAUACCAAAAGUCAAAGAAGCCCCUGAGAGCACCAUCUACCCCAGGGAGCAUGUGAAGCUUGGGGAAAACAAUACUCUCAUCUGUUUUGUGAAUAAUUUUUUUCCCCCACCUGUGAAAAUGUAUUGGAAGAAGAAUGGCAUGGAGGUGACUAAGGGAACAUCUCUUAGUCGAUACUAUCCUAAUAAAGAUGGAACAUUCCACCAGUUUUCUACCUUGAGUUUCACCCCAGAGGAGGGGGACAUUUAUGCCUGCACUGUGGAGCACACAUCCCUGGAGGACCCUGAAUCCUACUUCUGGGAGCAUGAAGUCAGUGAAGUUAUUGUGUCCAGUGCCGGUUAUUCAGUAUUCUGUGGAAUGGGACUGUCCUUGGGACUGCUGGGGGUGGCUACCGGAACAUUCCUCAUGGUCAAAAGAAGCAAGAGCAAUUAAGUUUCAGGAACAAAACAAAUGCAUUGACUCAAUUAAGAUUUUGACAUUAUGGUUUCAGACAUACUUUUGGUAUUUUUGUUGUCAUACAGUAUGUUUUUUUUCAUAAGUUUGAGGUUCACACUUGUUCUGCCUAGAGAGAUAUUAUUUUCCUGUUGUAUUAACAUGUUUCUUUCCAUCCCAAACUGAAGUGAUGUAAUCAGAAGACCAUUAAAAUGUAAUAAAUAAAUAAGGACUAAAUGAUACAAAAUUAUAAUAUAAAAAACCCUAACCCUGACAGUUCCCCACUGAUUUUAAAUAUGUUCCUCAAUUCUUUACCAUCAAUUGACCAACACAUGACUUGGACUUCCCCUAAAUACUAUUGCACAGACAAACAUGUCGGAUCUUCCAUUCACCCACACUGCAUCUCACAAAGACAUGGUGGUUGGAACCAAAAAUCUCAGAUUUGGACUUAUCACACCCAUUUCCACCAGUCUAAUGAAGGCCUGAUUCAUGCAGUCUCCUCUUAACAGUUGAUGUUUAGAUGUGUCUGUUACUUAAACUCUGUGAAGCAUUUAUUUGGGCUGCAACCUGAGGUUUAUUUUCUGAGGCUGGCAACUAUAAUGAACAUCCCCUGCAGCAGAGCAUCUCUCUGUGUAUCUCUGAGUCUUGCUUUCCUGUGGUGGUCCUCAUAAGAGCCAGUUUCAUAAUACCACUUGACGGUUUUUGUGACAACACUUGAAGAAAAGUUACAUUUUCUUUGAUAUUUCAUUUACAAAUGUCCUUGUUUUCCAAGAAAACAUACACUACCAUUCAAAAGUUUGGGGUCACUUAGAAAUGUCCUUGUUUUUUAAAUGUCCAUUCUGUAUUUUCAGCAUCAGAGCUUGUGGGUUCGAUUACAGGCUCAAAAUGUCCAGAAACAAAGAACUUUCUUCAGAAACUCUUAUAAGAAACUGAAGAGCUCAUACAACAAUGUAUAGUACUCCCUUCACAGAAUAUCACAAACUGUCUCUAACCACAAUAGAAUGAGGACAAAUACAUUAGAGUGUCUGGUUUUGAGAAGUCAUCAACCGUCAGCUUCAUUAAAUAGUAGGCCUACUCCCAAAACACCAGUCUCUAUAUCAGCAGUGAAGAGGCAACUUUGGGAUGCUGGCCUUGUAAGUGCAACAUCUGCUCUGCAUGGCACAGCGGCUCCCAUUCCUCUGCGGUACUCUAAGCCACUGGUGUACUUACCAUCGGCAGGAUAGUGAUGGCAGCAGUGUAUCCAGAGGACGAACCUGUUAGUGUUUUUGUUGUGUUUAUAUUCUGUUGAAUAUA